AUGCCGGUAAUAGAUGUAGAUAUAGCGGUAGCAGAUGUAAACUUGGUGAUGGUAGAUGUAAACAUAAUGGUAGUAGAUGUAGACAUAGUGGUAGUAGAUGUAAACAUAGUGGUAGUAGAUGUAAACAUAGUAGUAGUAGAUGUAAACAUAGUGGUAGUAGAUGUAAACAUAGUGGUAGUAGAUGUCAACAUAGUGGUAGAAGAGGUAAACAUAAUGGUAGUAGAUGUAGACAUAGUGGUAGUAGAUGUAAACAUAGUGGUAGUAGAUGUAGAAAUAAUGGUAGUAGAUGUAGAAAUAAUGGUAGUAGAUGUAGAAAUAGUGGUGGUGGAUGUAGAAAAAAUGGUAGUAGAUGUAAACUUAGUGGUAGUAGAUGUAGACAUAGCGGUAUUAGAUGUAAACAGUGAUGUAGACAUAGUGGUAGUAGAUGUCAACAUAGUGGUAGUAGAUGUAAACAUAGUGGUAGUAGAUGCAAACAUAGUGGUAGUAGAUGUAGAAAUAGUGGUAGUAGAUGUCAACAUAGUGGUAGUAGAUGUAAACAUAGUGAUGGUAGAUGUAGACAUAGUGGUAGUAGAUGUUAACAUAGUGGUAGUAGAUGUAAACAUAGUGGUAGUAGAUGUAGAAAUAGUGGUAGUAGAUGUCAACAUAGUGGUAGUAGAUGUAAACAUAGUGAUGGUAGAUGUAGACAUAGUGGUAGUAGAUGUUAACAUAGUGGUAGUAGAUGUAAACAUAAUGGUAGUAGAUGUAGACAUAGUGGUAGGAAAUGUAAACAUAGUGGUAGUAGAUGUACACAAAGUGGUAGUAAAUGUAGAAGAAUUGGAAGUAGAUGUAGAAAUAGUAAUAGUAGAUGUAGAACUAGUGGUACCAGAUGUAGAAAUAGUGGUAGUAGAUGUAGUAAUAAUGGUAGUAGCUGUAGGAAUAGUGGUAGUAGAUGUAUACAAAGUGGUAGUAGAUGUAGAAAUACUGGUAGCAGAUGUAAACUUAGUGGUAGUAGAUGUAGACAUAGUGGUAGUAGAUAUAGACAAAGUGUGGUGGUAG
Lytechinus pictus (painted urchin) is the source of this 1035-nucleotide messenger RNA. RefSeq lists its product as uncharacterized. Bases 1 to 1035 code for a protein of 344 amino acids. The record is from RefSeq and is a predicted model, not a curated record. NCBI's taxonomy places the organism in Eukaryota, Metazoa, Echinodermata, Echinoidea, Temnopleuroida, Toxopneustidae. The transcript is spliced from 3 exons.